This is a messenger RNA of Paramecium octaurelia, 1441 nucleotides long. Lineage: Eukaryota; Ciliophora; Oligohymenophorea; Peniculida; Parameciidae. The record is from the annotation of a GenBank genome assembly.
AUGUCUUAUAAAUUUGUAGUUGUUGGCGCAGGUUUAUCAGGUUUGAGCAACGCUUUUUUUAUAAAGUAAUUGUAUCCCAAAGCCAAAAUCACUUUGAUUGAAUCCUCCAAUAGAGUGGGGGGAAUGAUAACAACAAGAAAAGAAAAUUAAUUUAUUUGUGAAGAGGGACCACGUUCAAUUAAAAGAGGAAAGUAUGAUAGACCUUUAUUUUACAUGAUUGACAAAAUUGGGCUUUAUCCUGAAUGUAUUUAGCUGUUAUAUGCUUAGUUGUAACUGGUGUACAACAACCUUAUAGUUAUGUUUAUUGGAACGGAGGAUUAAAGAGUAUUCCAUAAUAAAUUAAUUUACAAACAAUUUCUAGAUUUAUCAAGGAUAAUGGAAAGGAUGAACUUCUGAAUUUAAUCAAAGCAUAUCCAAAAAUACUUUUUAAUAAUUAAGAAUCUGAUAAUUUAGGAGAAUAUUUAGAUGAAAUUUUGGGCAAAGAAUUAACAUAAAAGUAUGCUGAAACUGUGUUUUAUGGGUUAUUUGGAGAAUCUGUUUAUAAGCUAUCAAAGAAUAUGUGUUUCUCUAAAAUUCAUAUGGCUUCUUACGAUGAAUAGCAAUUAGCAAAGGAUUUAAUUUACGAUGCUGAAUUUGAAUAAAUAAGAAUAAAGAAAUUAAGGAAAGGUAUCGAAUAUAAUUUGAUUUUAUAAAGCAAAUAGUUACAAAUUUACUUAUGGGUUGGAUUCAUUACCAAAACGAAUAUUAAGAUAUUUAUAAGAUAAUUCAAAAGUAGAAAAUUUAGAUAUUCAAUUGAAUACAAAAGGAAAGGAAAUACAUAUUGAAUAAAGAUAAUUGGUGACAGAAAAUGACAAUAAAGAAAUUAAGAAAAUUGAAUAUGAUUACUUAUUCUUAAAUGUACCAUCUUCAGAAAUAGUGCAUAUGAUGGAAAAUUCAACUUUAAAUGAAAUCAAGGAGGAUUUAAAGAAGAUAAAGAACAAUUCUAUGAUAACAAGAAACAUUUGUUGGGAUUAAAAGAUAUUACCACCAGAUGUAAGUUAGAAUGUUAUUAUUUUAGUUUAGAGGGUUGGGAUAUUUAAUAAAUCCAAAUUAGAAUCAAAAUAUGUUAGGAAUGGUAGCAGAUUCUUUACAAUUUCCAAAUCAGUUUCCAAAAGGUUCAACCAGUCUAACUGUGAUGACAAUAAAGGAUGUGAAUGAUGAUUAGGUCCUGGAAGAAUUGAGUUCCCAUUUAGGAAUCAAGGUUUAGGAUCCAAAAUUGAUAAUUAAGAAACAUUGGAUGAAUAGUUUCAUUCAAUUUUAACCUGGAUAUUUAGAGAAUCUGCAGAGGAUUGAGAAGGGAUUAGAAAAUAAGAAGAUAAUAAUUGGUGCUAAUCAUUAUACAAUGGUAAUACCAGAAUUAGUCUAUUUGUCGUAUAGUAAGAUGAAAUAAUUAUAUGUGUGA